This is a messenger RNA of Dichotomopilus funicola, 3531 nucleotides long. RefSeq lists its product as uncharacterized. The transcript has 8 exons. NCBI's taxonomy places the organism in Eukaryota, Fungi, Ascomycota, Sordariomycetes, Sordariales, Chaetomiaceae. Bases 1 to 3531 code for a protein of 1176 amino acids. The record is from RefSeq and is a predicted model, not a curated record.
AUGCCUGUCACUCCGCACGCCGACCUGCUGCGCGAGGAGAUCAACACCCGUCACACUCAGGAGAUGGACCUGUACUUUGCCUACAAGGAGGCCUACCAGGCUUGGCGCGAGUUCACUCGGGCUUCUACUGCCGCUGCUGGCGCCACCGACGCCUCGGACAACGAGGACAUUGCCAAAAAGCAGCAUGAACUCACCACCGCUGCCUUGGCCGCACAACAAGCCUACCACCACUACAACACCGACUUCGUCGCAUUCCAAGCCGCCAACCCGGCCUCAGCGUCCAUCAUGGCCAACAUGCACGCGGACCGCAAAUGGCUGAUUGAGGACCGCAAGAAAGAGGCCGAGCGCAAGGAGCUUAUUGCUGAUCUGAAGGGCAAAGAUGCCAGUGUGAGACGCUCUGACCUGAAGCGGUUUGACGAGUGGGCUGGGUUGAUGAAGGAGUCCCGGGAUCGCGAGAUGUGGCGCAGCCGGGUGGAGGUUAUGGGACGGGCGGAGGAGAUGAUUUUGGGCCAGAUGGCGGCUGCUAAGGCUGCAGAGGAGGCUAAAACUCAAGCUGAGGCUCAGGCUAUUGCCCAGGCUAAGGCUGCUGAGGAGGCCAAGGCUGUUGAGAACGUCAAGGCUAUCGUUGACGCUCAAGUCGCUAAGCAGGCUGCUGAGGAAAAAAAGGCUGGUGAAGCUGCUGCCGAGGCUGCUCAGAAAGCCGCUGAGCAAUCCAACAACAACCAGUCCUUCGGCGCUACCUCCUACGACGGGGCCAACGACAUGAACGACAGCUUCAAAUUUGACAACAGCUUCCCGGCCAUGCCCGAGUCUCAAGAUGCUGCCCUUGAUUUCAAUCAGGCCUUUGCUCAGCAGAACGCCGAGAUGGAGGCUGGCGGCUUUCCGCAGAUGGAGCUGCAGGACUGGCAGUCUGGAAAGGAUAAUAUGUUUUCGUUUUCGGGCCAGCAGGACGGUGCUGUUGAGAUGCCGGCCGAGCAGGCGGUCGAAGAGCACGUCGAGCAGCAGGCUCAACAGCAGGUUCAUGAGCAGCCCUCCGAGCAGCAGUUUGAGCUGCCAGACUAUGUCGACGAUGAGCCUGUCGUCUUUGACGAGCAGCCGCCUCGCACCACGUCUCACGGCCUGUCUCGCGCCGAGAUUGACGCCCAAGUCGAAGCUCAGGCACAGGAGCUCUUCUCAGCCGACGUACAGGCCCAGAUGCCCUCCAUCUCCGAGGUCAUCGCCAACGAAGCCAGCGCACCAGUCCCACAGCCUGCCGGAUCCCCGGCCAACAACCAGGCUGCCACUCCCAGGGGUGUCACUCCAUCGACCACUGUCGAUGAGGCCACCGGUCGCAAGAUCAAGACCCCCCGGAGCCGCAAGACUGCCAGCCCCAAGGGCAGCAAGUCCAAAGGUAUCCCGAUGACCAUGCCCGGUCAAGCUCAGCAUGAGGCUUUGUAUCAGGGUCAGCAGCAACACACUGUCGACUCCUCUGUCGGCCUUCAGCAGGUCACGGCUGCGGACCCCUUCCUCUCGUCCGGCACCACGCAGCAGCUGCCGAACAAUGGCCAGGGCGUGUUUAGUCUGUCUGUUCCGCCGUCGCUUCAGCAGAUGACGGAGGAGUUUUACAGCAGCAACGGCAAUGGCACUGGCGCUCAACAGCCUACCCCAGCUCAGUCUCAGAUGGCGGCCACUCCCAAGUCCCACGCCACAGCUGAAGAGUCGUACGGCGAGCUCUCCAUCUUCAUGGCUAAGACUCCCGCACAGUCGGCGGUUCCUUCCUCGGGCACUCCGGCUCACAAUUCGACUCCCAACAACGUCGCUCAGAACUCGGCCCAUCACGUGGCCAACAACAACAUAGCUUCCGGAGCUGCUCCCUCGUCAAGCAACAAGCGCAAGAAGCCGGCCACUCCUACUCAGGGCAUGGACACUCCGACCAAGCGUCGUCAGGGCACUGAUCAGCACGGCGCUGUUGUCUCGAUUCCCCAGGACGCUCAGGCUGAGGCUUCUGCUUCGUCGUCUGCUUCUGCUUCCGCUACCUUCUCCCAUCAGACUACUGCGUCUGUUGUCACCACUACCCCCGCUGCGGUUACUACCCCGGAGAACGCCCAUCACAACAACGGCACCGGCUCCGGCAGGAUCCCGAUCGAUCCCGCUCUAUGCUCCAACGUCUCCCCGCCCUCGCCCAACAUGCCCUUCGUGACAGCCAUCAAAGCCGGCGUGCGCGCCGCCAUCGCCCAGCUCAUAACCGAGUCCAACCAAGACGCCACCAUCCUCGGCCAGGUCCUCCUCGACGGUCCCCUGCCCGACUUCAACGUCGACCGCAACCUGCACCAGGCCAUGACCAACGCCACCAAGCAGUGCAUCCAGGGUGUGCACGACACCGUCCGCCCGACAGCUCACCAGCAGGCGUACUUGGGCGGUGCGUUUCGCAUGCUGCGCGCUGUGUUCGCGGAGAUGGAUAAGAGCGGGUCGGUUUGGGGGUGCCCUUUGCUGGAUGGUCCGUUGGCGGCUGAGGAGUCGGUGGCGGUGAGGAAGGCGAUGGGGAAUGUGUAUAGACGGAUUAUGGAUGAGUAUCGCGAGCCAACGAGCUUUGAGGAGGACGGUCAGGCUCAUGCUCGCAAUAUCAGCCAGAACAGCAUGGCCUCUUCUCAUCAUUACCACCACCAGCAGCAGUUGCAGCAGCAGGUUCACGCCCGCGACAUGAGCCAUCACAGCCAUCACAGCCAGCACAGUAUGGCUUCUCAUCCGUCCAACUCUGGCAGCCCGCAUCUUCAGGCCCAGCAGAACUCUCAGUUCGCCAACAACGGUUAUGGCAACGCCACUCCGGUUCACAGUCGCAACAGUAGCGGCAAUAGCCACAAGAGCAACAAGAGCUCGGCCUCGUCCUCGCAUAUGCUACCAUUCCCGGAACUGCCGGCUGAUAUCGCCGGCAUGUAUCAGAUCCCCGGCCAGGCGCAGGACUCCCAGGCUCAGCUCACCACCAGGCUCAGCAGCAGGCUAUGUACCAUGCUCAACAGCAGCACCAUCACAUGGCCCACGGCACUCAUGGCCCUUCAGCAGCAACAGGCUCAACAGGCUCAACAGGCUCAACAGACUCAACAGCCGCAACCCAAGAAAGCUCGCAAGCCCGCCGCACCGCGCAAGUCCCGCGCCCGCAAGGCCUCCACCGCCCCAUCCACCAACAGCGGUGCUCGCACUCCUCCCGGUCCCGGCGAAGCGGGCACCCCCGACAACAUGGCCAGCAGCACCCCCAUCCUCACGAGCAACGGCCAAUGCAUCCCGCGUAUCUACUACGCUUUCGCCGACGGCACCUUCUACAUGCACCUAACCAACCAAGGCGGCACCAGCGAUACACAUCACAGGAUGGGACGAGGCACCGAGGCGGCGGAGACGGCGCUGGGUCAGUUUAUUCAGGCUGCUAAGGCGGUUGGCAUUGAGGAGAGUCCGGCGCAGUUUGUUUGGAGGAUGUGGAGGGGGGUGGAGGGGAAUGUGGAGGAUUUGAGGGGGAUGGUUGAGAGGUUGGAGCGGGAGGAGAUGGAGCAGGGUAUUUAA